This is a messenger RNA of Limulus polyphemus (Atlantic horseshoe crab), 1598 nucleotides long. RefSeq names its product ras-related and estrogen-regulated growth inhibitor-like. The record is from RefSeq and is a predicted model, not a curated record. The transcript has 4 exons. NCBI's taxonomy places the organism in Eukaryota, Metazoa, Arthropoda, Merostomata, Xiphosura, Limulidae. Bases 530 to 1267 code for a protein of 245 amino acids. Gene Ontology annotation, molecular function: GTPase activity; GTP binding.
CCUUUGGAUAUUUAAUACGCCCCUCUGACAUCUGAUCAUGAAAAGAACUGAGAAUGGGUUUAAUUAAAGCUAACAACAGUGUCUUUGAACUCAUGGUUGUUCGACUAACAUUCUUUGUUUUUGCUGACGUAAGGAAGAUAUGCUGGGAAAGAGGGGAGGGGUGAGUGUGAAACUCCCAGCCUAGUCCGGACUAUACAUAGCUGGUAGGCGAAUGCCACGCUCGUUCAUAAAGGCUCACAGGACACUAUUUGUUUGUGUAACCGUCGAAUGUUACAAAGAUCUGCCAUCAUGAUGAGCCACUCGGAAUUUGGGGUUUUCGCCGUUAGUUAUGUCCACCGUUAGUUCGGAGACUAAAUCUGUAUUUGAUGUAUCAGAUCUGCCGUAAGGAAAGAACACCUUGAUUAUCUAACACUGGCACAUUUCCAAAAUUAGGCUGCUUAACAUCUCCAACUAACAUUUAGAUUCGGAAGUUCUACGUGACACAAACGGCCUUAUCAGUUGAAACCUGGUGCGACGUUAUCUUUGGUGAAUGGAUACUACUUCAGAAGAAAACAAACCCGUUGCCAUGUCAACACUUCCUAAUACCUGCGAUGAAGAUCCGACAUCCAAUAGUGGCGAUACUCUUCCGGUCCCUGUGUCCCCCACACAAGUCCACGAAGAUGUCCAUACAGUAAAUGUUGUGGUUUUUGGUAAAGAUGGGACUGGUAAAUCAGCUCUCAUCGUUCGCUUCCUGACAAAAAGAUUCAUUCACGAGUACGACCCGACAUCAGAAGAUGUUUACGCCUACAACUCCCAGAUCGAUGGACGUAAAAUCUGCCUUAAAAUCAUGGACACAGCUGGAAAGGUGGAGCGGACUGUCCAUAAGAGAGAGGAACAGAUCCGAUGGGGUGAUGGUUUCAUUUUAGUGCUUUCUCUCGCAUCGCGGGAUUCUUUGAAAGAAGUUAUACGAAUUAAGGAAGUAAUUGAGCACUUGAAUGAAACAGAAAAACCAGUAGUGCUUGUAGCAACAAAGCGCGACUUGGUCCAAGCACGGGAAGUGACUUCCGUGGAAAUUCAAGAUCUGGCCAAGAGAUGGCACUGUCGAAUGUUUGAAACUGCCGCCACCGAAGAUUACUUGACAGUAGCAGAACCUUUCAUAAGCCUUUUUAGGGAUAUUCGGAAGAUAAAAGAACAAAAGGGGAUAUUUCCUACGUCAUUUAAACUGGAGAAAGAGAUCGUUAUAUCGGAUGUUCACAGACGAUAUAAGAGUCGUUUAUUAACAAACUAAAAUGAAGUGAUUUGUUAUUCACGGGUUUUCUUGGUGUUACACAGUAAUUUUUGUUUGUUUCUUUAUUGUUUUAGCGGAAAAUUACACAAUAGAGUAUCUGCGAUUUAGCCACCGCGGGAGACAAACCCCGGAUUUUAGCGUUGUAAAUCUUUAAACUUCCCGUUGGCCCACUAGCUGGCUACAGAAAAUUUCUAGAGCUAUAAUAUACUGGCAUACAUUAUUCCAUUGCAUCAUAAGUGACUAUCAUACUGGCUUUUUUUAUAUUUCUGUGUCGCACGUUGUUUUUAUAUACUUAUAUGUGCUUUUCACGACCAAAUGUAGAACAGAAAAU